AUGGAUCUCACAUGUCCCAUAUGUCUCAACGUUUAUUUCAAGCCUGUGAAACUUCCCUGUAACCAUAUUCUCUGUCAGGAAUGUCUUGAAAGAUCGCUGGAUAUCUCUACUCUUGAAUGUCCAAUCUGUCGUCACCGACUCUCUGUAUGGAAACGUCGAUUAAAAGAUGUAUCCCUAUGCAUUGAUAAAGCACGUGAUACCGAAAUUGGGCGGUUAUUUCCACGUUACUAUUCUGAUAGAGCUGAAGGCUUGAAUGUUUCCCUCUGCGACUCCGAAGCUAGUGUUCUUCGUGAGGUUACAGGUCAGGUGCGUUUACGAUUGGCUUCCCCGGGUGCCAUUAAGUCAGAAUUCGAUGAGGCGAUUUCUAGGAUUAAUAAAAGUAGUGUUGCGGAAGAGGGUUUUCGAGAAGAAGCCAGUCUCGCCCUUUCUAGGCAUAUACUUCUGGAAACUAGUGUCGGAAAUGAUUCGGUGGAUUCUCAUCCUCAGAUCAAUGCUGACGAAAUGUUGGCUCUUGAGGUGGCUCAACAGGAUCGCCUUGUUCACCGAGCCUCUAAGCCACCGAAAAAUCGAAAAGUCCGAUCUACCCUUGCCUGUCGUCCAAAUCUUCGGAGUGGACGAGUGCUUCGUGAUCGAUACAAACAGACUUCCUUACUUCGGUUCUCGAAGAAGAUUUAA
Molecule: messenger RNA, 675 nt
Organism: Echinococcus granulosus
Lineage: Eukaryota; Metazoa; Platyhelminthes; Cestoda; Cyclophyllidea; Taeniidae
Product: E3 ubiquitin-protein ligase
Exons: 3
Coding region: 1-675 (224 amino acids)
Biological process (GO): double-strand break repair
Cellular component (GO): nucleus; site of double-strand break
Molecular function (GO): nucleosome binding; ubiquitin-protein transferase activity
Source: RefSeq, a predicted model, not a curated record